CAACGUGGAACAGUUCCCUGAAGAGUGUCACAAUGUUCCUGGUACAAUAUACAGGAUUGAACCAGCUUCCCUUUGACCCUGCUAGCAACAACGAACCCUUGCAGUUUGGUAGUGCCAGUGGCCCUCUGGUCACAGAAAGCCUCAUUGAAAAUGGAGGGGAAUCAAGCAAAAAAAGAAAGCGAACAAAUGCUCCUUCAGCCUUUCUCUCAGCAUAUCAUACUUCCGUGAUGUACAUGUUGCCUGUUGCUGUGGUGCUGGAAGCUGACAGCACUAGAACUCUGAAUGUGGAUGCUACUGCGAUGACCUUACCUAUGUCUGAUCCCACUGCAUGGGCCACAGCAAUGAAUAAUCUUGGGAUGGCACCAAUGGGAAUUGCUGGACAACCAAUUUUACCUGACUUUGACCCUGCUCUUGGAAUGAUGACUGGAAUCCCACCCUUAACUCCAAUGAUGCCUGGUUUGGGAAUAGUACCUCCGCCAAUUCCACCAGAUAUGCCAGUAGUGAAGGAGAUCAUACAUUGUAAAAGCUGCACACUCUUCCCUCCAAACCCAAAUCUUCCACCUCCUGCAACCCGAGAAAGACCACCAGGAUGCAAAACUGUAUUUGUUGGCGGCCUGCCUGAAAAUGGGACAGAGCAGAUCAUUGUGGAAGUAUUUGAACAGUGUGGUGAGAUUAUUGCUAUUCGGAAAAGCAAAAAGAAUUUUUGCCACAUUCGCUUUGCUGAGGAGUACAUGGUGGACAAAGCCCUUUAUCUGUCUGGUUACCGAAUCCGACUGGGCUCUAGCACUGACAAAAAGGACACAGGUCGGCUCCAUGUUGACUUUGCACAGGCUCGAGAUGACCUAUAUGAGUGGGAAUGUAAACAGCGCAUGCUCGCUAGAGAGGAGCGCCACCGCAGAAGGCUGGAAGAAGAAAGAUUGCGCCCUCCAUCCCCACCUCCCGUGGUCCACUAUUCUGAUCACGAAUGCAGCAUUGUGGCCGAAAAACUGAAAGAUGAUUCCAAAUUUUCUGAAGCUGUUCAGACUUUGCUCACCUGGAUUGAGCGAGGAGAGGUGAACCGUCGCAGUGCCAACAACUUCUACUCCAUGAUCCAGUCGGCCAACAGCCACAUCCGUCGCCUAGUGAAUGAGAAAGCUGCCCAUGAGAAAGACAUGGAAGAAGCAAAGGAAAAGUUCAAGCAGGCCCUUUCUGGAAUCCUCAUUCAGUUUGAGCAGAUCGUGGCUGUGUACCAUUCAGCGUCCAAACAAAAGGCCUGGGACCACUUCACAAAAGCCCAGCGUAAAAACAUCAGCGUUUGGUGCAAACAAGCUGAGGAAAUUCGCAACAUUCACAAUGAUGAACUAAUGGGAAUCAGGCGAGAAGAAGAAAUGGAAAUGUCUGACGAUGAAAUAGAGGAAACAACAGAAAGAAAAGAAACUGAGGAAUCAGCUUUAGUAUCACAGACAGAAGCUCUAAAGGAAGAGAAUGACAGCCUCCGCUGGCAGCUUGAUGCCUAUCGCAAUGAGGUUGAACUGCUCAAGCAAGAACAAGGCAAAGCUCCCAGAGAAGACGAUCCCAGCAAGGAACAGCAGCUGAAACUCCUGCAACAAGCCCUGCAAGGAAUGCAACAGCAUCUACUCAAAGUCCAAGAUGAAUACAAAAGGAAAGAAGCAGAACUGGAAAAAAUCAAAGAUGACAAAUUUCAGGUGGAAAAAAUGUUGGAAAAUCUCAAAGAAAAGGAGAGCUGUGCUUCUAGACUGUGUGCAUCCAGCCAGGAGAAUGACUACCCUCUUGAGAAGACCUUCAACAGCAGUCCUGUCAAAUCGGAACGUGAAGCACUGCUAGUGGGGAUUAUCUCCACUUUCCUUCAUGUUCACCCCUUUGGAGCCAGCAUUGAGUACAUCUGUUCCUACUUGCACCGUCUUGACAAUAAGAUCUGCACCAGUGAUGUGGAAUGCCUCAUGGGCAGACUCCAGCACACCUUCAAGCAGGAAAUGACAGGAGUUGGAGCCAGCCUGGAGAAGAGGUGGAAGUUCUGUGGCUUUGAGGGCUUGAAACUGACCUGAGUCCCUUAGCAUAACAACUUGGGAUCCUGAAAAUAAAUAUGUGUUGGACAAGCGUAGAACGUGAUUUGUAUUUUCAGUGUUGUUCAAGUAGAAGUUGCUUACACUUUAAAAAAUAAUUCCUAAGAUGUCUUUUGAGUUAAAAUAAGGAUCCUAGAACAGCACCUCGAGCCACAGGCCCUAAAAAAAGAAACUGACUCAAACCUCAAGUGCUGUAACUUUCGCCCCUCUUUGUCAAUCGGUUGCCCCUUUUCUUCCCCGCCCCCAGUAGUAGUAGUAGUCAUCUUGAAAAAACCCCGAGGCUAAAGAAUGGAGUGUGUUUUCCGUGUCUGUACUACUGUUGUAAAGUUUCUUGUAAAGUUUGCUAUUUUGAAAGCACUGCUUACUGAAAUAGUUUGAUGAUUUGUAUGUGAUUUGUGUUUCAAAACUUCUUAGAUUAAUGUUGCUACCGGUGAGAGAGACGAGAGGACCACUAGGUACUCGGUAUCAGUGACAUUGCCUUUCCAACCCUUAGUGAAGGAAUGAGGCUUCAAUGUCUUCUGGAAGGUGCCUGCUCAUGGUCACCUUUAAAAAGACAAAGCAUGGUGUGUGGUGUUUUGUUUAAAUUACUAUGAGCCGAACAUCCACAAACGUUCCAAAGUUAUUUUCUGUAAUAGAUUCAAUUAAAAGUCUAUUUCAGACUUUAAAAAAAAUCUAGAUGUGUUCACAGAAAGCAAGUAUCCAGUAUGACUGAUAGUGUACGUGCUCUUCCAAAUCACCUUGUAAAUAGUCUGCUUUUCCAAGGAGGGCACAUAUCAUUUGCUAUGAAUCCUUGUGCAUCGACAGGUACGCACGUAUGUGCGUGCACACGUGCAUAGACACGCAGUAACAGAAGAGAUUUCAUAUUCUUUCUCCUCUGGCUGACUUGCAACGUCGUGUGGUUCCUUUUUUUCUGCAGCCCGUGUGUUGAAUUGCAAACAUAGACUGCUGUCAAUACUAGGUUGACUUCAUGCUGAAUGUUUGCAAAGAGUCCUGGGAGUAUUAAUGGGAACUUCUUAGUAACUAAUAAAGAAAGGGCCCAAGUGUGAGAGGCUUCCUGCAAAUAGGCCAGCUCCGCCAAGAGGGGCUGGCUGCUGGGACGCCUCCAGCUGAAUGGUGCCCAUUAGCAGAUCUUGGCAGUAGCAGGGUAAGUGGGCCAGGCAGAAAAUUAUGCUUGGUGGAAAAGAAAGGGAAAGGACAGGAGUCUGGAGGUCACGUCCCCAGGCAAAGUUCUUGGGUUUUGGUUUGGUUUGGGGAGGGGGUGUGUGUUUUGUUUUGGUUUGGUUUGGUUUGGUUUUUGUGUGUAUGGUGGUGCUUAUAAAAUGCAAGCAUGGCCUCCCUCGAGUCUCUGUUGAAGAUAAGAGAAUGUAAGUAGUAAACAAAUCCAAUGGAGCAUAUUUCAGGAAAAUACUUUGUAUAUGAUAUGUCUGUAGUGUUCAAAGUUGUAUUUUUAAAAGAUAAAUAAUUCCUUUUUUACACCUUA
Messenger RNA from Echinops telfairi (small Madagascar hedgehog), 3543 nucleotides. RefSeq names its product ecto-NOX disulfide-thiol exchanger 2 (gene ENOX2). Lineage: Eukaryota; Metazoa; Chordata; Mammalia; Afrosoricida; Tenrecidae. Gene Ontology annotation, cellular component: external side of plasma membrane; plasma membrane. Gene Ontology annotation, molecular function: RNA binding; protein-disulfide reductase activity. The record is from RefSeq and is a predicted model, not a curated record. Gene Ontology annotation, biological process: ultradian rhythm. The transcript has 15 exons. The coding region runs from base 33 to 2045 and encodes 670 amino acids.